Molecule: messenger RNA, 1788 nt
Organism: Mya arenaria
Lineage: Eukaryota; Metazoa; Mollusca; Bivalvia; Myida; Myidae
Product: cytochrome P450 2F3-like
Exons: 1
Coding region: 129-1619 (496 amino acids)
Biological process (GO): xenobiotic metabolic process
Cellular component (GO): intracellular membrane-bounded organelle; cytoplasm
Molecular function (GO): iron ion binding; heme binding; oxidoreductase activity, acting on paired donors, with incorporation or reduction of molecular oxygen, reduced flavin or flavoprotein as one donor, and incorporation of one atom of oxygen
Source: RefSeq, a predicted model, not a curated record
GUUUGUCAGGCAUGUACUAUUCAUCACCACAGCAGGGAGACACUACUUCUAUUCGCGUGCUUUAUAGCACAGAGUUUAACCGCAGAGAAUAGAUUAUAGAGUGAAGUAUAGGAAUAAUUAUUGUGAAAAUGUGGAGUUAUAGUGACGUUCAAUCUCUGUUUUCAAGUAAUAUCAGUACAGGGCUUGUAUUUCUUGUUUCAUUCCUGUUAGUUUAUGAAAUAACUCGCCGCCAUCAUAGAGCACCUCCAGGUCCACAAAGGUGUCCGUUAAUUGGAAAUCUAGGGUCCCUAAUUGGGGGCAGCCCCUUGGAGAGUUUCGCCAAGCUUCGAAGCACGUAUGGGGAUGUAUAUGGGAUUUACCUGGGCUCGAAACUCGCCGUCGUGCUGAACGGGUAUGAGGCGAUACACGACGCCCUGGUGAAGCAGGGCCGGCAGUUCGCGUGGAGGCCCGAGCAGCCUGUCUUCGUGGCCUUGGAGGGAGAUGUGUCCGACUUGGUGUACGGGAAUGGGCCGGAAUGGAAAGCAAAACGCGUCUUCAUAAUGAACGCCAUAAAGGAGCUUUGUCUAAGCAGAAAAGGCUUAGAGCUCGAGAGGUUGAUACUAGAAGAAGUUAACUGUCUCACUGAGAGGCUUGACUUACUCGAGCAAGUGAAUCCAAGAGAGAUAUUAUCUCUCAGCCUUGCUAACGUUGUGUAUAGUAUUUUACAUGGGAACAGGACGGAAUACGACAAUGAAGAUUUUCUGAAAUUCAUGAACUCGUUGAAUGGAGUCUUUAAACGGUAUAUGAGAAACCAGAUGAAAAAUAACCUCUUCCCUUUCAUACUAAAAAUACCAAAACUUCCAUUUGAUCUACACGGUUUGCAAAAAAUCAAAGAUAAUGUACAAACUGGAAAAUCUUUCUUUGCAAAGGCCGGUCAGGAGCGUUUAUCCAACCACGAGGAAGGCGACACAACCUGCCUGCUGGACUACCUUCUCAACAAUGACUCUCCAGUACCGCCAGCGGACUUCUGGAAGCCGCAUUAUGACCUCAUGGCCGCCGGAAGUGAAACUUCCGCUACCACGCUCAACUGGCUGAUAUUGUUGCUGAUGCACUACCCCGACAUUCAGGAGAAGCUGCACCAGUCCAUUUUUGAGGUUAUUGGUCACCAUCCCCCGUCAAUCAGCGACCGAAAUGACUUGCCGUAUGUGGAGGCGACGAUUCUCGAGACCCUCCGAUUUGGCAGCAAUGUGCCGCUGUCCGUCCCCCACUCUGUUACCGAGGAUGUGGCUUUCAGGGGAUUCAUUAUACCGAAGGGCACACUUGUGUUACCAAACCUCGCAUCGGUUCACUAUGACCCUAACAACUUCGAGGAUCCGUUAACGUUUAGGCCGGAGCGUUUCCUGAGCGCGGACGGCAUGGCGGUGGUGCCGUCGGAGAAACUUAUCCCGUUUUCCUUGGGCCCCCGGGCAUGUCUAGGGGAGACGCUGGCGAGGACUGAGCUGUUCAUGUACACGACCAGGCUCGUACAGAAGUACACGUUUGAAUGUCCGGACGGCGAGCGGCUCCCAGGGCUGGGCGGUGUGUUUGGACUGACGCACAGACCACAAGACUAUAAUGUUCGCUUGGUGAAAAGAAAUUAGUGUUAAGCUUCCCUAUGUAAGGGCCCUUGUUGUCGUUGAUCUGGAUACGGGCAAUACUAUGAUCGAUUGCCUGAACUGACAUUCUUUUCUCAAAUAUUUUAACAAAAACAAUAUGACUGGUUAUUUGAUUUUAUAUUUUCAUGUUCUUGAAAUAAAGUAUUUGAACGUA